CCAACCCAUCUCUUUUCCAGGUUUCCCCCCACAUCCCCGCCAUGAUUUACUCCUCAGGAAGAGAAUCCUUCUUCAACCUGAACUCCACCUGGUACGACCCCUCUGGCUCCUGGCUGGACACGCGGCGCACGCCCUUCCGCUACGGUUACUCCACCUGCUGCUCCUCGGGCGGCUCCUCGGGCUGCCACGGCGAGGGUUGCGAGGGCAUGAGGGGCCACGACUACCGGCACUACGGCUACCGACAGCCCCGCUGCGCCGAGCGCUGCCACGGCUACUCCAGCUCGUGCCAUGGAGGGGGGGACGGCUGUGUCAGGAGGCCCACGUACAGCUAUGGGGGCUCAGGGGGGUGCCAGGGUUAUGGGAGGUCUGUGUGUGCUGAGAGGUGCCAGGGCUCCUCGAGUUCAUGCCAUGGAGGAGGGUCCAGCUGUGUCAGGAGACCCACGUACAGCUAUGGGGGUUCAGGAGGGUGCCAGGGUUAUGGGAGGUCUGUGUGUUCCGAGAGGUGCCACGGGACAGUGGUCCAAGGGGGGAAGCCGUGCUGUGGGACCCCCGUGCAGAGCAUCCCAGUUCAGAGCUGUCCCCAACCAGUGCAGAGCAUCCCAGUGCAGAGCUGUCCCCAACCAGUGCAGGUCUGUCCCCGUCCCUGUCCCCCUCCCGUGAAGAGCAUCCCAGUCCAGACCUGUCCUCCACCAGUGCAGGUGUGUCCCUGUCCCUGUCCCCCUCCCGUGAAGAGCAUCCCAGUGAAGAGCUGUCCCCCCCCAGUCCAGACCUGUCCCCCUCCAGUCCAGACCUGUCCUUGUCCAUGUCCCGCUCCAGUCCAGCAGGGCUGUGUUCCCGUGGCCAAGAGCAUCCCCCGCCAGCAGCAGAAGCAAGUCUGCAAAGUGCCAGCCCGGAAGAUCAAAUCGUCUCAGCUCCUCCGCAUCUCAGCUCCUCAGUAUCUCCUCUCAAGCUCCUUCUGGUCCAGGCAAGUGGUGGUGGAUCCAGUAGCCACGCAAACAGUGGCGGAUCCGGUAGCCAUGGGAGCGGUGGUGGAUCCAGUAACCAGGCAAACAGUGGCGGAUCCGGUAGCCACGGGAGCGGUGGUGGAUCCAGUAGCCACGCAAACAGUGGCGGAUCUGUUAGCCACGCAAGCAGUGGCGGAUCUGGUAGCCACGCGAGCACUGGUGGAUCCGGUAGCCAUGGGAGCAGUGGUGGACCCGGCUGUCAUGACAAGGACCAGUGCCACCAGCAGGAACGCUCCUGCUGCCACAGCGGUGGAUCCGGUUGCCACGGGAGCAGUGGUGGAUCCAGUUGCCAAAGGAGCAGCGGAUCUGGUUGCCAUGGGAGCAGUGGUGGAUCCAGUUGUCAUGGUAGCAGUGGCGGGUCUGGUUGCCGUGGAAGCAGUGGCGGAUCUGGUUGCCAUGGAAGCAGUGGAUCUGGUUGCCAUGGAAGCAGCGGAUCUGGUUGCCAUGGAAGCAGUGGCGGGUCUGGUUGCCGUGGAAGCAGUGGUUCUGGUUGCCAUGGCAGCAGCGGAUCUGGUUGCCAUGGGAGCACUCCAUUGCCUCUCAUCCUUCUUCAUCUCUUCCUUCGUGCACGAGCAGCCUCAGGUGACCCAGCGCAGCGCCAUGUGCUCCCGCCAGGACAAGGACCAGUGCCACCGGCAGCAGCGCCAGAGCAGCGGCGGCUGUCACAGUUCCAGCGGUGGUGGCUGUCACAGUUCCGGUGGUGGCGGCUGUCACAGCUCCGGUGGCAGCUCUGGGGGCUGUCACAGCUCCGGUGGUGGUGGCUGUCACAGUUCUGGUGGUGGUGGCUGUCACAGCUCAGGCGGUGGCGGCUGUCACAGCUCUGGUGGCUCCAGCUGCCACGGGAAGCCGCAGAUGCCGGUCCAGCAGCAGCAGCAGCAGCAGGUGCCGCAGAUGCCCCAGCAGAAGAUGAAGUGACAGCGUGGCCAUCGCCUUGUCUCAGCUCUGGCAGCAAAGAUCACAUGGGGACCGGAUCCCUGUCACCUUCCCGGGGGUCCCGAAGUCACCCCGGUGCCCUCCAGAGCCUGGCAAGGACUGGGCUGUGCCCAAUAAAGAGUCACAUUCUCUAAA
Melospiza melodia melodia is the source of this 2072-nucleotide messenger RNA. RefSeq lists its product as uncharacterized. The coding region runs from base 42 to 1919 and encodes 625 amino acids. The transcript is spliced from 6 exons. Lineage: Eukaryota; Metazoa; Chordata; Aves; Passeriformes; Passerellidae. The record is from RefSeq and is a predicted model, not a curated record.